Molecule: messenger RNA, 3411 nt
Organism: Aspergillus oryzae RIB40
Lineage: Eukaryota; Fungi; Ascomycota; Eurotiomycetes; Eurotiales; Aspergillaceae
Exons: 1
Coding region: 1-3411 (1136 amino acids)
Source: RefSeq, a predicted model, not a curated record
AUGUUUUCCUUCUUCAACUUUAAGGAGCUGUAUUAUAAUCGCCUCUCAUAUCCAGGGUACCUGACGGCGCUUUCCAGUUCGUCCGCUAAUGUGUUUCUCGGUCCUCGAACCUUGUCACGGUCUCUCAGCUCAGCCGGGACCUUGGUUUCUCCUCGAUAUGAACCCACGCGUGACCAAAUACACCAGGUCGGAGAUGAUGAUCAGCACGCAUCUUGUGAAUUCUGGUGUGGGUUGCGGCUUCAGUCUCAAUUAAAUCAAUCCUAUGUGCCCCCUGGCCCAGACCGUGAACAGCAACAGAGGGAACAAAGCUCCAAAUCAUCACCCCGCGAACAGACCCCGUCAAAACCCAAGCCUCUCCCCCAAAAGGCCUCUAAAUCAACGCCAUUGCCACCUACUAGGAAUACAUUGAUGAGCUGCGAUGCGCAUGGCCACCGUUUACGUGAAAAACCACAAAAUGAAUUGCAUAACCCCCGAAGGAAGUCAAAAAAGCUUGCUGUUUCCUUCAAUCCGACCCCAACCGAGUAUUUAAUUGAUACCCUGCAAAAUGUUGUGCAUUGUCCUGAUAGCACAACGCGUCAAAACUGGACCUUUACUUCGAGAAAUCCAAACGACCGCCUCAUGCCUCCUUUAGACAGGAAACAGAGGAUCAAAUUCAAAAUUGAGCACAGAGUCUCGCUCCAAGAGAUUGCUGCAGACUACAUUUACCAUGUGGAUCGUUUGCUAGACCUGGUUGGUGAAGAGGGAACCCAAGGAAAUUCUAUGGAACUGGAUGUUGCUCUGCGAAAGGUUUUUCUUAACAAAGAAUACCGUAAAUAUUUAAGAGCGCGGCAGUAUUCUGUCAAAGAUGUGGUUUCAUGGGCAUGGAUCCUCAAGAGCCGCACCCCCUACGAGGCCAUCCUCCGGGUUUUCGCGUUAGAAAUACAGUCAGAUCCAAAGGAAAAGGGAGGCUCUGCUGCUCGAAUUAUUCCGCCUUUCAUACCCCUUCUCUUGUUGCGGCAGGGUCUUGAUACUAAGUCCUUCCGUUUACUCCUCAUUUAUUCGCUGCGCCUUAUCAGCGGUCAACCACAUCCAAAACUAGGUACUCCUUUGAGUUCGGCGAAAGAUUACAACCUUUUCGAUGAGCUUCGCCUAUCGCACGACGCAAAGCCCUUAAUAGAUCCUAAUACCUGUGCCACAUUCGUCGUUCGUUUGCUUCAUCAUGCUCGCCAACUGUGGCCGCAAGCACAGCUUCCUAUCGUGCGUACCUUCGCAUUUUACCUUACUCUUCUAGAACCAGAGGGGACUGGUACUGUGGCAUCAGCGACACCGCGAAAUAUCCAGGUGCUGGCUGGGAAAUGCAACACAUUCCUUCGAUUACUCUCAUUGCCUUGCAGACAGGGACCUUUCACUUCGGCUUCAAUACAGCAGCAAGCACAGUUUGAGCUUCUCAGAGCAAUGGCCAGAAACCAGCCUGUUCUGCCCGUCACGCGAGGAGGGUACCAAGGUAUCAUCGCGGUACAGUUAGCUCAUAAGAAAACUUCAGCUGAGCGACAGUCCGCAGAAUUAAAGGCUCCAUCGUGGCCGCCAUGGAAGGAAGAAAAGCUAGGUCUUGACUCUCAAAGAGGAAUCGAAGGGCUGAGGAGCCGUGCUAUGCGGGUGAUGUCUCAGAUGAAAGAAGCAGGUUAUGCUCAUAGUCGCUGGGAGGAAGUGUCCAGUAUCCUUGCCGGGUGGGACACAGAUAAGAGUCCUACCAUUCAAACAAGGACCCUAGCGCGCCAGCCAUGGCGUCUUCGUGGACGUAUUGGAAAUGCGGACCAUCACGCUAUCUGGGAAGCUCGUAUCCGGGCUACAAGGACUGUGCGAGAAGCCUGGGCCUGUUUUUUGUCAUAUCGAGAUCAAGGUUUACCUCCACGCGGGAGCAUCUACACUGCAAUGGCUGAGAAAUUGAUUUAUCGACGAAAGGCUUUACAUGCCAAUUUUGACCAAACAAGUCAUGCUUUGCCAGGUGAUGCUCUGGAAACCUUCGCAGAGCCUUUGUCUGCGCGGGAUUUGAUUUAUGUGCAUACAGAGCCACCUACGUUAGACGAGCUCCUCACACAAAUGCUCUCCGAGGGGAUCCGGCCGCAGGCAAGGUUCCUUUCCCUCCUGCUACGAUAUGCACCGACCUUCAAAUCUGGUCUGGAGUACCUUAGCUGCAGUGAUAUGUCUAAUGAGCAGAUCAGAGCUUUGUGCACCGUCUGGGCACAUGAAUCUAUCUAUGACGAACAAAGUCGGAAAGUUGUAAACGAACUUCCUGCUCAUCUUUUCUCAUCCUUCGUAUACUUCUUGUGCAAAUUCUCGACCUUCGGUGAACUGUCAGCCAGACAUGCCAGAGACGCUUUUCCGAUCAUAUUGGGCAGUUCACAGAUGGCCAACGGGGAGACAUCCACCCUUUUCUCCCAGGAUGAAUACCUAAGGAAUGGAGAUGAAUAUCGGCACCCGAAGACGUUAGCACACGCAAUCGAACUGCUUAGAGUACGGCAUCCCCGGUCCCCUCAAGCGUGGGUUUUUGUGUUAUCGGCUUUGAACAAAGACCGCGUCACUGGCCGUUUUCGCAAGAUGGAUCGAGACAUCCAGCGUGUUAUAGCUUGGCACGAGAUUCUAGAAAUUGCAGGGCGGAUGGAGCAUCACGAUAUUCAACUCGGCCUGCAGGGCUUCCAGAUUCUAUGCAGCGGUUUUUCAAGAGCGGUAAGCUCUGGGAUCAAGAAUGUAGAUGCCGUGGAAGAAGCCCUGGAGGUUGUUGGUAAUGCUGCGCAUCAGGGAAAGCUGGCAUACAUAGGUCUUCCCUGCCCGCGAUUCGAGGAUAUGGUCCAGUAUGGUCUCCGGGGCCUCAAAGACCAGUUUGACCGGCUUGUCCUUCCAGACUUCAGAACUCCAUCCUUGUUUGGGUCUGGCAAACCAUAUUCUGAGAAUGUCACUGACGCCCAAGUCAUUUUGCCACCAUUACUUCAUGUGCCUUCUCCUGCCGUCCUUCACGCAUUUGUCAGAUCAUUGGGAUUAGCUGAAGAUUAUGAUGGCCUCCUCAGCCUUCUCCGAUGGAUGUCUCAGUAUGCGACGCCCCUUAAGGAAGCGUCCGAUGAGUACUUGAACGGUGAUAUGAUGAUGCGGCGCACUUUAGUGGCAAUGCGCUUAUUUCUCGAGGGAUAUCGGGAAAGGCAGUCCUGGGGAUCGCUCCGUUGGACAGCCUCAGCUGCACAAGCGCGUGGCUUAGGGGGAUCUGAGUAUACAAGUGAGGUUUCCCCUAGUGAUUCUGAGAGGAUGUCAUUCUCGGACCCGAACCUGCAAGAGGCAUAUGACAUAGUCACGGCGACGCACGUUUGGGGCCCCUGGCCUAGCGACGAGGAAGUUCAGGAAUAUUACGCUGUUCAUUGGGAGGAGCAUGAGGUGCAAUGA